Molecule: messenger RNA, 789 nt
Organism: Ostertagia ostertagi
Lineage: Eukaryota; Metazoa; Nematoda; Chromadorea; Rhabditida; Trichostrongylidae
Source: the annotation of a GenBank genome assembly
AUGCCAUGCCCGACGUCUAUUCCAUCCGCCACAGCACCGUGGAGGACUACCUCGAGCCCGCCAUCCACGAGAAUCAAGGUCAGCCGCGCCGACCUGCUCGGCGAGCUGCGCCGCCCGGCCAAGUCCGCCGCCUACCGCGCGCUGUGCGGCCAGUGCUGGUUCGUCAUCCGCGCGGGCAUCGCCGAGCCGGACGAGAUCCCGCCCGAGUACGGCGUGCUGAUCGGCCACGACCAGCCACCUGGAACUGGCCCGCCCGGCGCCCAAGCGCGCCUGCAAGCCCGACUUCGCCACCUGGAUGGCGCUGGCCCGUGCGACACCGCUGGCGCUGCCGGAGGAUCCACAAUCGGCCCUCUGACCUGCCUGCCCGAGCCCGCCAUGCCUGCAGCCGACACCACCGCCGAUGCCGCCGUGCAAGCCCUGUUCGACGCCCAGCCCGAGGCCCGGGCCGAGGACUGCCGCACGCUCAGCGCGCUGAUGCAGCGCGUCAGUGGCCAUCCGGCGCGGCUUUGGGGGCGGAUGGUCGGCUUCGGCAGUUACCACUACGUCUACGAGAGCGGCCGCGAGGGCGACACCUUCGAGAUCGGCUUCGCCAGCGGUGCCGGCGGCAAGGGCGACCUGACGCUCUACCUGCACCUGAACUUCGACGUCACCGACAGCGCGCCGUUGCUGACGCGCCUGGGCAAGCACCGCCUCGGCAAGGGCUGCCUCUACCUCAAGCGCCUGUCCGACGUGGACCUCGCCGUGCUCGAGGACCUCUGCGCCGCGGCCGUGCGGCAGCGCCGCGCAUGA